This is a messenger RNA of Hippopotamus amphibius kiboko, 4406 nucleotides long. RefSeq names its product SRSF protein kinase 2 (gene SRPK2). The transcript has 20 exons. The record is from RefSeq and is a predicted model, not a curated record. Gene Ontology annotation, biological process: protein phosphorylation; regulation of mRNA processing; spliceosomal complex assembly. Gene Ontology annotation, molecular function: ATP binding; protein kinase activity. Bases 101 to 2482 code for a protein of 793 amino acids. NCBI's taxonomy places the organism in Eukaryota, Metazoa, Chordata, Mammalia, Artiodactyla, Hippopotamidae.
CUCAUGGGGAUGCAAGGAUGUAGAGGAGCAAAGGGGGAGAAGAGGCCUCGUGAGGAGAGGUGGUGUGAGAGCCGCGGAGGUGCCGGCCAAGGAAGGGCGCAUGGAGAGACGGGCGGUGCGACCGGCCGGGUGCUGGCCAUUCAGGCCCGAAAGCGGAGGCCGAAAAGAGAGAAACAUCCGAAAAAGGUAUGACUUUCCUAAUGGCCAAGAGCCUUUUUUGGUGUGCUGCAGUUUGGAUUUAUGUGAAAUCAAGCAGAAGAUUGAGCUGCUGAUGUCAGUUAACUCUGAGAAGUCGUCCUCUUCAGAAAGGCCGGAGCCUCAACAGAAAGCUCCCUUGGUUCCUCCACCGCCCCCUCCACCACCACCACCACCUCUGCCAGACCCUACGCCCCCAGAGCCAGAGGAGGAGAUCCUGGGGUCAGACGAUGAGGAGCAAGAGGACCCUGCCGACUAUUGCAAAGGUGGCUAUCAUCCAGUGAAAAUUGGAGACCUCUUCAAUGGCCGAUAUCAUGUUAUUAGGAAGCUAGGAUGGGGACACUUCUCUACUGUUUGGCUGUGCUGGGAUAUGCAGGGAAAAAGAUUUGUUGCAAUGAAAGUUGUAAAAAGUGCCCAGCAUUAUACGGAGACAGCCUUGGAUGAAAUAAAAUUGCUCAAAUGUGUUCGAGAAAGUGAUCCCAGUGACCCAAAUAAAGACAUGGUAGUGCAGCUAAUCGAUGACUUCAAGAUUUCAGGCAUGAAUGGAAUACAUGUCUGCAUGGUCUUUGAAGUUCUUGGCCACCAUCUUCUCAAGUGGAUCAUAAAAUCCAACUAUCAAGGCCUCCCAGUUCGUUGUGUGAAGAGCAUCAUUCGACAGGGAGCAGUAUGUGUAUGUCAAGCAUACAUUUCUUUUGGUGUAUGGAUCUUUUUUCAGGUCCUUCAGGGGUUAGAUUAUCUACACAGUAAGUGCAAGAUCAUUCAUACUGACAUAAAGCCGGAAAACAUUUUGAUGUGUGUGGACGAUGCAUAUGUGAGAAGAAUGGCAGCCGAGGCCACUGAGUGGCAGAAAGCAGGUGCUCCUCCUCCUUCAGGGUCUGCAGUGAGUACUGCUCCACAGCAAAAACCCGUAGGAAAAAUAUCUAAAAACAAAAAGAAAAAACUGAAAAAGAAGCAGAAAAGGCAGGCUGAGUUACUGGAAAAGCGCCUGCAGGAAAUAGAAGAAUUGGAGCGAGAAGCUGAAAGGAAAAUAAUAGAAGAAAACGUCACAUCAGCUGUACCUUCCAAUGAGCAAGAUGAUGAAUACCCCCCAGAGGUGAAACUAAAAACAGCAGGAUUAGAGGAGUCAGCUGAGGGAGAGACUGCAAAUGACAACGGUGAAGCUGAGGACCAGGAGGAGAAAGAAGAUACUGAGAAGGAAAACACUGAGAAAGAUGAAGACGACGUUGAACAGGAGCUCGCAAACAUAGACCCUACUUGGAUAGAAUCACCCAAAACCAAUGGCCAUGUUGAGAAUGGCCCCUUCCUACUGGAACAGCAGCUGGAUGAUGAGGACGAUGAGGAGGAGGAUUGCCCAAAUCCCGAGGAGUAUAAUCUCGAUGAGCCACAUGUGGAAAGCGAUUACACAUACAGCAGCUCCUACGAACAAUUCAAUGGUGAAUUGCCAAAUGGACGACACAAAAUUCCUGAGUCACAGUUUCCAGAGUUUUCCACAUCAUUGUUCUCUGGGCCUUUAGAACCUGUGGCUUGUGGCUCUGCACUUUCUGACGGGUCCCCGCUUACCGAGCAUGAGGAAAGCAGUCCAUCCCAUGACAGAAGCAGGACAGUUUCAGCCUCCAGCACUGGGGAUUUGCCAAAAACAAAAACUCGGGCCGCCGACCUGUUGGUGAAUCCCCUGGACCCGCGGAAUGCAGAUAAAAUUAGAGUUAAAAUUGCCGACCUGGGAAAUGCUUGUUGGGUGCAUAAACACUUCACAGAAGACAUCCAGACGCGUCAGUAUAGAUCCAUAGAGGUUUUAAUAGGAGCAGGUUACAGCACACCUGCUGACAUUUGGAGUACGGCAUGUAUGGCAUUUGAGCUGGCAACGGGAGACUAUUUGUUUGAACCGCAUUCUGGGGAAGACUAUUCCAGAGAUGAAGACCACAUAGCCCACAUCAUAGAGCUGCUAGGCAGUAUCCCAAGGCACUUUGCUCUAUCUGGAAAAUAUUCUCGGGAAUUCUUCAAUCGCAGAGAUCACAUAGCAUUGAUCAUUGAACUGCUGGGGAAAAUCCCUCGAAAAUACGCUAUGUUGGGGAAAUAUUCCAAGGAGUUUUUCACCAGAAAAGGAGAACUGCGGCACAUCACCAAGCUGAAGCCCUGGAGCCUCUUUGAUGUACUUGUGGAAAAGUAUGGUUGGCCCCAUGAAGAUGCUGCACAGUUUACAGAUUUCCUGAUCCCGAUGUUAGAAAUGGUUCCAGAAAAACGAGCCUCAGCUGGCGAAUGCCUUCGACAUCCUUGGUUGAAUUCUUAGCAGAUUCUGCAUACACGCAUUCUGAGCUGGCACGUGUUGUCCAGCACAUUGGCCCUAAAGGGGGACUCUCGUUCUUAACAGGAUUACAAGUGAGCUGGCUUCAUCCUCAGACCUUUAUUUUGCUUUGAGGUACUGUCGUUUGACAUUUUGCUUUUUGUGCACUGUGAUCCUGGGAAAGGGCAGUCUUUUGUCUUCAGCUUAGUAGUUUACUGACCCACUUUUCUUCCGGAAACAAUAACAUGUCUCUAAGCAUUGUUUCUUGUGUCAUGUGACAUUCAAAUGUCAAUUUUUUUGAACGAAAAAUACUUUCCUCCUUGUGUUUUGGCAGGUUUUGUAACUAUUUAUGAAGAAAUAUUUUAGCUGAGUACUAUAUAAUUUACAAUCUUAAGAAAUUAUCAAGUUGGAACCAAGAAAUAGCAAGGCAAUGUACAAUUUGAUCUUCUGGCAAAGGGACAUCAUUCCUGUAUUAUAGUGUAUGUAAAUGCACCCUGUAAAUGUUAAUUUCCAUUAAAUAUGGGAUGGGGACUCAAAUUUCAGAAAAGCUACCCAGUCUUGAGUGCUUUGUAGCCUAAGUUGCAUGUAAUGGACUUAAACUGCUCCAAGGAGUUGUGCAGACUUUUCAUUCCAUGACAGUCCUUUUGCAUUGGAUUUUAAACAACUGGCUCUGGGUUAUAUCAUUCCCUGUAUGGCACUUUAAAGAAAGAAAAGACAUGCUUCUCGUUCUAAAAUACGUAUUAUAGUUUAGCACUCCCAUUCGUAUUUUUGCAUAUUUUUAAUUAAAAGUACUUUUAAGGAAAAAGAACAAUUUCCCUUUAAAAAUGUGGUGGCCUGGUACCAUGUGGUGUUGCCUCCUCCAAGCACUGUAAGUUAAACUCUACAAAGAUUAAAUUGAACAAGAGAAACAUGUUCCGUGUGUGGAAUGAAAAAAUAUACAUAUAUUUUUUGGAAGAGCUUGCUCGUGUUUGUCUAGAACCAAGGUAUGGUAUGUACAAUUUGCAGUGUAGUGGGCAGAAUACUGACAUCUCAGAGGUAACAGGGAUUGCAUUCAUUCCAGAGACAGCUUUGUGUGUGGCUACAGCACAUUUUACUGGCUUUUUCAUUGUCUUUCCAUGCAUUGAAGUUGAGAAAUGAUCUUCCCUUUGCAGGUUGCACACAAUUUUGUUUAUGCGUUUCCUUAAAAUUGUAGAGUUCAGAACACAAACCAUAGUAGGCAAUACAAUUUUAGAAUGUAAUAUAUAGAGGUGCAUUUAGCCUCUUUUAGAAUUAAGUGGAUUGAAUGUUUUUUUUAAUUUUACAUUCCUCAAGGUGCCUCGUUUUUCUUGACUUUGUCCAUUAACAUUUAUCCAUAUGCCUUUGCAAUAACUAGAUUGUGAAAAGAUAACAAGUGUUGUAACAAUAAUCCAUUGUUUGAGGUGCUUGCAGUUGUCUUAAAAAUUAAAGUGUUUUGGUUUUUUUUUCCAGACAUUGCCUUGGUCAUUGGCCUAUACUUGAAGCGAUAGAAUCAACAAACAUUUGCUAUCCUUUUAAUGUAGUGUAACCAGAACUGAAGGAAAUAUCAACAUUCCUGUUGCAGGAAAUGUAGUUGUAGAACAUGCAUUAAGGCUUAAUGUGAGGAAAACAUUCGUUGUUUUGUAAGGGUAGGAUAUGGAUCUAGAGAAGAUGCUGUAGUAUAGAUUCAUUACCUAGAAUUUCUGUGAUCCUUUUACAUUCAUGUCUCAUCAGAAACAUACUAAUUACAUUUUGUUUGAGUAUUGUCAGUUUUCUUUCUUUCUUUUUUUAACAGUAUUCACUGUGAGGGAACGAGACACUAAUCCUCUGAGGAGUUAGCAUUAGAUCAUAUCGCUGUGAGGUGGAAGAUCACGAAAUGUGCGUGCUGAGUUUUUCUAAUGAGGCUGUAGGUUUACCUUGUAGGUUCUGUGAAAGA